AGGGCUUGUCCCGCUUCCCCGACUCCCGCGAGGCCCCGGGGCCGCCGGGACGGCGGGAUCGAGCUCCUCCGAAAGAGGAAAGGACGUAGGGAACCGGGCUGUGAUAGAAGUGGGUUUUUCUGGCGUGGGGCCUCCGCGGUGAUGAACCCCGCUGCAGGGCAGAGCCAGGUAGCUGCUCCUCCCGCACGGGCCCGAUCCAGAGCCCGCAGCACCGGCGUAGCCCCAGGCUGAGGUUUGCAGCGGGCAGAGGCGAAGGGACCGCGGAGGAAGGAGCCUGGGAGGAAGCCCCGAUGCAAGAGAAAAGCGGAGAGACCCUCAGGGGCUGCCAGAGCUGAGCUGCACUUUCUGCUUGAAAAACUUUGACUAGCAGGAAAAAAAAAUGAGAAAAAAGUGCCCCGAUGCGGGGAAGAGAAAGAUCCCGCUGUGCGCGGGGAAGUGCUUGCUCCUGCCGGCAGGCCGGGCCGGGGUCAGCGCCGAGGAGCGCACGCUUGUUCCUUUAGGGGCUGCAACGUGUAAUUUAGCUUGUCACGGAGGAAUGUGCUCAAUGCCUUUAUUUAAUCAGGAGGUCACAAACCUGCUCGGGUGCCUCGUCUCCCUUUCUCCCUUCCCUUCCCUUCCCAGCCGGGGGGGAGAGGGAACACGGUGCUUUUGUCUCCGGCCCGGUGGCUGCUGUCAGAGGAAUGGAUUUAGCGGCAGCUCCGUUCGCAUGACUGGUUUGAGCUAUGCCAGGGGACACGCCGCGGCGGCAGAGCAAUCCCAGCUCCCUCCCAAACUCGGCUGCAUCGGAUAUUUUCCAUAAACCUCGAGGCUUGCUGGAAACGUGGACCUGAGGGUGCUGGCACGUUCUUGGGAACGGGAAAUGCCGCGUGGAUGCGGCCCGUUAAGGGGCUAAACCCAACCAAAUCGCUCCAGCUCUGUGGAGGGACUACGUCUGGCCAUGGCUCUGCUGCGACUGGCAGGUCCUGGGCUGCAGGAACACCUCUCCCUCCCCAAAAAUGCCCCAGGGAAGCACGGCCGUCAGCGUUGACACCGUUUGCCUCUUUGCCCUUGGGUGUGGACGCAGAGAAACCUGGAAAAAACCCAUCACCGCCUUCUUUGGAAAGAAGGAAAUUGCGUGUGGAAGUGAACUUGUGUGCUGACUCCAGAGGAAUUUCGGCUGUUCCCCAGGGGGUUGCGAGCGCUGUUUGGGUCACAUCCCGGCUCUGAUCCCGGACUCGCCUUUGGGAGCGGGAUUCCUCGGCACGGAGCCGCUGGCAUUUGAGGAAUGAGCGAUGCUCCCUGCAGAAAGCCCAGCGAACCGAGCGGGCGUGUGGCAUGGCUGUGUACGUUUUAGCAGAAGCUGCAGAAUUCCCCUGCUGAAACGGAGAAAUUCCCCGGGAGCAGAAACAAGCCCUACGGAUCGUCUUUGGCACAAACAGGCUGGGGAAAGCUUUGAGAAGGAGCUGACAGAUUUAACCGCCCGGCUUUCAUUAUCGGGCAGGGAAAGCUCAGGGGCUAAAACCCUCUGCUUAUCUCGAGCCGAAACCUGCAGACCUGCUUUGUGUGGAUACUCUCGCCAGGGACCCGGGGGACUCCGGGAACAAGUGUUGUGGCUGUGACUGAGGGUUAGGAAGCCCGUGGAGGUGGUGUCACGUUAUACCCUCGUGUUUCCCUUAUAAUCAGGGACCCAAAGUCAGCAGAAAGCCCACCUGAGUGCUCGGGAGCGGAGGUGCCCAUCCGUGACCUGGGAUGGAGGAUGGAGAAACAUCUUCCUCUCUCUCUCAUCUCUCAUGAAGGGCAGUUCUUGAGUCCGACCCAAGCGGUCGUGACUCGGGAGGGCAAAAGCUUCAGCCCCAUCAUGACCUCGAAGUGGCUGAGCUGAAGUCACGGUAGGGCAUCUCGAUGGCUUUAGCUAGACCCGGUGGUCCUCAGGCCGAGGACGUGUCAGCGGAGAGCCUGCAGGUAGACUGAGCGCCCGGGGGGACGCCCGGCCGGGAUUUCCUUCCGCAGAACUGCUUCUGACACCGGUGCUGGAUAAACCGGGCGUUGUCCCUUGCCUUCUUCCCCAGCAAACGUUAAGGGCCGGGUCCAGGAGCCAUGGGAAGCAAUAGGAAUCUUUCCAGUGUGGGCUUUGGAUCGUCGUCCGGAUAAACAAACAGAAGGAAAUAACAAAAAACAUGGUUCGAACACAUAUUUCAGAAAGCACGAAUGUCUGCCUCUUGCUGCGACUCCAUCCAAACCCCACAAAGGAAAAAACUUCCCUAUUUCCAUGAUGCUUUUCCGCCUGCCUUUCCCCAGCGAUUGGGAGUGUUAAUGCAGGCACCUCGGCUCGAGAGCACGGCUGGCCCGCAAGAAACCUUGCACGGGAUUUCUCGGGGGGGUUGUAGGGUUUCGGCGGAGCUGGCCAUGAUGCUAUGGUUGGUGGUCGGCGCCCUCCUCCCAGCGCUGCUCCUGGCCGCGCCGCCCCCCAUAAACAAGCUCGCCCUCUUCCCGGACAAGAGCGCUUGGUGCGAGGCGAAGAACAUCACCCAGAUCGUGGGGCACAGCGGCUGCGAGUCCAAGUCCAUCCAGAACAGGGCCUGCCUGGGACAGUGUUUCAGCUACAGCGUCCCCAACACCUUCCCUCAGUCCACGGAGUCCCUGGUCCACUGCGACUCCUGCAUGCCAGCCCAGUCCAUGUGGGAGAUCGUGACGCUGGACUGCCCGGGCAACGACGAGAUCCCCCGGGUUGACAAGCUGGUGGAGAAGAUACUUCACUGCAGCUGCCAGGCUUGCGGGAAGGAGCCGAGCCACGAGGGAGCCCUCUUCAACGUCUACCUGAACGCGGAGGAGAACAUGCCCGCCGAGGGCCCCGGCCCCCACCACUACGCCCACCAUCAACAGGAGGUGGAAGAGCCUCCGGCCUCCAGCCACCACCACCACGAGGAGGAGGGCGACGAGUGACCCGGCCCUCGGGGACUGUCCUUGCAGCCGGCAGCGGUGCGCGCGAGGGAGAGGGCCGGGGCUGGGGAGGGAGGGGGGCGGCGGCGGCUUUCCUUGUCUCGUAGCUACCCUGGCGCUUUGCUCUCCGCGGCGCCCCUUCGGUGGCACGGGCAGGGCUGGGGUGCGGACGUGGGGCUGGAGCUGCGGGGCGAAGAGAGGAAGGCUCGGGGGUUUCUGAAGCAAAACUACUUGCACAUAAUAGUAAUAAUAUAUUGAGAGAAGCGGGAGCCUGGGCAGAGGGAGCCGUGGCUGAGAGCAAGAGCGGAGCUGGGCUCCCUGGGGGCUGUCUGCAGGCUCCUGGACGUGCUGUGGGGUCCUUGCUGAGUCCUUCUGGGUUUUCCUCCUGUAAACGGCUCUUGCUUGGGGUGGGGGAAGGAAGGACGCAGCCUCCCCACGCUCCCGGAGGAGAUGCACCUUUCUCCCGGGGCGUGCGGAGGGCUGGGACAUCCCUUCUUCGUCCCACCUCCCCUGCCCGCCUGGGGCCGUGCGGGCUCAGCAUGGACGCGCGGUUCCUCCUAGCACUUGCUGGAUCCUGAUCCAUCCCCAAACCCCUCGUAUUCGGUAGCUCUUAGGGAGUAUUUUGCCCCCGAAGCGCCUCCGGGGCUGCGCGCGUGGAGGCUGCCGGGGUUGGCUGGUCCUCGGAGCCGCGGCAUCGCGUGCCGGGGACGCCUCGCCCCGGCUCUCCGCCGCUCGGCCACGGCCCUGGGGACGAGGGAGCCGGAUGGUGCCGGGGCUCCGCGGCUCGUAGCCCCUCUCCCCCCUCUCCCUGCUGCACUUUAAACCGUGGUGGAGGGAGAAGGGGGACGGUCCCGGGAGGCGGCUUCGCGGGCGACCGCUCCGGCCCCCGCUGCUCACGCGGGGCCGGGGUGGCCGGGGCGAGGGACGGCCCCAGGCCCCUUCUCUCUGCUGUAUAAAGCUGAUUUCUUUGGCGCUGUCCUGCCAAGAGCUUCCGGAGCUUGUAAUCGAUGCCCGCCCCCCUCCCCCUCCUUUUUACAGGUUUUUCUUAAAUAAAUUAGUUCUGACUUCCA
Dromaius novaehollandiae (emu) is the source of this 3989-nucleotide messenger RNA. RefSeq names its product NBL1, DAN family BMP antagonist (gene NBL1). Gene Ontology annotation, biological process: animal organ morphogenesis. Gene Ontology annotation, molecular function: BMP binding; receptor ligand activity. The record is from RefSeq and is a predicted model, not a curated record. Lineage: Eukaryota; Metazoa; Chordata; Aves; Casuariiformes; Dromaiidae. The coding region runs from base 2188 to 2922 and encodes 244 amino acids. The transcript is spliced from 4 exons.